AUGCCGACAAUUCUCGACGACAAGAGGGCGCAGGCCGCGCGCGAGCGAGAGGGCGGCAAGCAACAACGCCAGUCUGCAAGCGCAUCUGCUCCUGGCGUGGUCGUCAGUGAAGACUUCACCCCGCAGGACGGCCAGGGUCCCCUACCGGAGCACCCUGAGCUUGGUGCCUCCGAGCAGGUCCCGCCCGCGUACAGCGAGCAGCAUGACCAGCUUUCCCUUCACCAGGCUGGCUUUGAUGCCGGUGCGACAAUCACAGAUGAUGGCCGUGUUAAUAUCAACAUCAACCAGACAAAUGUGAACGUCGCAAAUUUCAUUGCACCAGCCUUGCGUAAUCAGCUUGUCGAGGACCGGACUACUCCCGGUGACCUAUUGCCCAUCCCGCCGGCCUACAUUCCGCCUAGCCUCGGUGGCCAUCCGGGUCAAACACCCCCGCCACGGCUCAAUGUCGUCAUCCAGAUCGUCGGUUCCAGAGGCGAUGUACAGCCAUUCGUCGCGCUCGGACAAGUGCUCAGAGACACAUAUGGACACCGCGUACGCAUUGCGACUCAUCCCACAUUUGAGAAAUUUGUCGAAGAUGCGGGCUUGGAGUUCUUCAGCAUUGGCGGAGACCCGGCGGAGCUCAUGGCCUUCAUGGUCAAGAAUCCUGGUCUCAUGCCAGGCGUGGACGCGCUCAAGAACGGCGAGAUCACAAAGCGGCGCAAGGGCAUCGAGGAAAUCGUUCUUGGCUGCUGGCGGUCGUGUAUAGAGGCCGGAAAGGGACUUGGGCCCGCACCGCGAUUCCCCCGCCACUCGAAAACCGAUGAUCCAACUACCAUGCCACAGUUUGAGGUCGAUGAGCCGACGAACAGGCCGUUCAUUGCAGAUGCAAUCAUUGCCAAUCCACCAAGUUUUGCGCAUAUCCACGUGGCGGAGAAGCUGGGUGUUCCACUGCAUCUCAUGUUCACCAUGCCAUGGUCGCCAACCCGUGCCUUUCCUCAGCCUCUUGCCAAUAUUCAAUCCUCGAACACUGACCCAGUCACCACAAAUUAUGUGUCAUACGCUCUAGUCGAGAUGAUGACCUGGCAAGGCUUGGGAGACGUGAUCAAUCGCUUCAGAACAAAGGUGCUCGACCUCGAGCCACUGUCCCUGCUAUGGGCGCCAGCUGUGUUGACUCGUCUGCGGAUCCCUUAUACGUACUGCUGGUCACCUGCUUUGAUUCCCAAGCCGGCAGAUUGGGGCAACCACAUCGAUAUCGCAGGCUUCUUCUUCCUCAACUUGGCGUCAUCGUUCACACCAGAUCCCGAACUAGACGCGUUCCUCAAGGCAGGGCCCCCACCCAUUUAUAUCGGGUUUGGGUCGAUUGUCGUGGACGACCCCAACGGACUCACUCGGAUGAUCUUUGAUGCUGUAGCAGAAACUGGUGUCCGCGCUCUUGUCUCUAAGGGAUGGGGUGGCCUGGGAGCCGAUUCGGUGGGUAUUCCCGAAGGUGUAUACAUGCUUGGGAACGUGCCACAUGAUUGGCUCUUCGAGCACGUCUCUGCCGUAUGCCACCACGGCGGCGCUGGAACUACAGCUGCUGGAAUCAACGCUGGCAAGCCAACUAUUGUAGUGCCGUUCUUUGGUGAUCAGCCCUUUUGGGGUGCCAUGGUCCACAGAGCUGGUGCCGGACCAGAGCCCAUCCCGUACAAGCAGCUGACGGCCUCGGCCUUGGCGGAAGCGAUCCGGGUGGCCAUAAAGCCGGAGACUCUGGAGCGGGCCCGAGAGCUUGGUGCGAAGAUUAGAGAAGAGAAGGGCGCAGAUGUUGGCGGCCAGUGCUUCCACAACCACCUCGACGUUGACAGCCUGCGAUGCUCGAUAGUGCCAAGCAGAGUCGCUGUCUGGAGAGUCCGCCGAUCGACCUGUCACCUCAGUGCCCUGGCUGCUACACAUCUCGUGAACUCGGGGUAUCUAACGUACUCGGAUCUCAAACUUUUCCGUGGAAAGGAGUACAGCACUGAGGACCAUCCCACAGACCCAAUCUCAGCCUGUUCGGCAGCCUUGUUGGGAGAUAUUGGUAGCAUCGGCAUGUCCAUUGCGGAUAUCCCUCGCGAUGUGUUCAAGGCCGCAAAGGCCGCAGGCAAGAAACAAUCAGACAAGGAUCAAACUACCGAUGAUGCUGCGACUACUACCUCGAACAACGCAAGCGCUACUUCUAUGGGCGGUGGUCCAUCUGAGGUCACGCUCAGCACAGCAUCCGAAGGUGCCGAGACGGCGAGCAAGACUUCAGUCGCUCCUGCCAGCACAAUCCAAUCGAGCGACCAAACACAGUCGACUUUGAGCCCGUCGAGCACACAGAUUGGUAGUGGGAGUGGCGCUGGUGGUUCUUCGUCUCGCUCAGCCGCCGCCGCUUCAUCUGUCACGAAGUCGGAAGGCCUGACCCCAGAGAGGCUGGAAAAGGCUUUCGACGCGGCAAAGGGCAUCAACAACAUUGUGGCCACAGGCAUGAAGAGUCCCAUGAACUUCUGCAUGGGCCUGGCGCGUGGGUUCAGAAACGCACCGAGACUAUACAAUGAUGAUACGAUCCGCCCGACCGAGAAGGUGACCUCGUUCAGCAGCGGUCUGAAGGUUGCUGGCAAGGAAUUUGGAUUUGGUCUUUUUGAUGGCAUCUCUGGCCUAGUGACACAACCGAUGCGAGGAGCUGCCAAGGAAGGCGGUGUUGGUGCGAUGAAGGGCAUUGGUAAAGGCAUUGGAGGAUUGGUGUUCAAGUCUGGCGCGGCCUUCUGGUCUAUCCCGGCUUACACCAUGGCCGGCGUGCAUGCCGAGAUCCGGGGACUCUUCGCCCAAAGCGCCCAAAACUACAUCACUGCGUCACGUAUCUGGCAAGGCAACGACGAGCUGCUUUGGUCGACUCCUGAAGAGCGUCAGGACAUUGAAAUCCGCUGGGGUGUGCAAAAGUCGCACUUGAAGAGCUUCUACGCACUGAAGCAAAAGGACAGGCUGAAGAGUAAGGGCAAGGGCAAAGAUACAAGCCCGGAUUCGUCUCGCCCAGUUUCACCCAGCUACACUGGUUCUCCACCGCCUGCAGGUUCUGCCUCUGCCUCAACGAGUUCCUUCUUCGACCAGAGGAGCGUGGCGCAGUCACAGCGAGAUCCUCGACAAAGUCCCUAUGGUCCCUACUCUUACGGCACGCUCCUCGCAGAUUCGAGCUCCACGUUCUCGAGAGACGAGGAUGACGUCUUUGAGCGAGCCAUCCUCGACUCUAUCCGGCAAACGUCCCGCGGCGACGCUGCCGAGGAUGCGCGUGUCGAGCAGGCUGUACGCUCUGGAGUUGCACUACUCAGACGGAGAUCGCAUGCCAUGGCAUCCACAAGCUCGCUGGUUUCGGCAGCUGCUUCCAUCAUCUCUUCAGAGCCUCGUGGAGACACUCGUGCUACGUCAGUGUCGCAGGGCCCUGUUGGUGCCAGCGCGCCGGCAGCGGAGCAGUCUACUGGCCAACCUCCGUCAAGAUCACUAGUUGACGACAAGAGAGCGCAUGCGAACGUAUUUGACGACCUUGCGAUUUCGGAUGAAGAAUAUCAGAAUCUGAUUGAGCAAGCGGUGCAGAUGAGCAUGAACGACGACGAAGACCAUGAAAGCUGGGGGAUUCGCAUGCACGACAACGAGGCAGAGGACGAGGAAGAUGAGGAGAAGAUGAGGGAGAUUCUCGAGAGGUCUCGGACAGAGCGCAGCCACUCCGACGAGCACGAUGAUGAAGACUACAAGAAGGCACUCGCUGAUUCCGAGGCGGCGCAUGCGGCGCAGCUUGAGGGCGUGGAUAGUGCCCAGGACGAGGAAGAGGCGCUUAGGAAAGCCAUCGAGGCAUCCCAGGCGGAGGAACAGCAGCCGCCGCAGGAAGACGAGGAAGAGCUUCGGCGGGCCCUCGAGGAGUCGCAGAAAAUCCACGAGCAGGAACUCGCGCAGAGCAAGAACAUGCAGUCUGACGAGGAGAAAGUGUUGGAGUAUGUCAAGCAGCAAAGUCUUGCAGAGGAGCAGGCGCGCAAGCAGAAAGGCAAGCAGGCAGGCGGGGAUGAGGCUGAUGAGGACGAUGACGAGCUCAAGCAGGCCAUUGAGAGGUCGAUGCAAGAGUGGCAGGAGCUACGCGGCGGUGGCGGCAGUGGGAGCGGCGGUGGCGCUGGGGCAUCGGGGUCUGGCUCGGGCCCGGGAUCAAAAGCGACUGAUGCCCAUGAGCUGCCAAGCUGA
This is a messenger RNA of Microdochium trichocladiopsis, 4197 nucleotides long. RefSeq lists its product as uncharacterized. The transcript is spliced from 6 exons. NCBI's taxonomy places the organism in Eukaryota, Fungi, Ascomycota, Sordariomycetes, Xylariales, Microdochiaceae. Gene Ontology annotation, biological process: carbohydrate metabolic process. Gene Ontology annotation, molecular function: UDP-glycosyltransferase activity; hexosyltransferase activity. The coding region runs from base 1 to 4197 and encodes 1398 amino acids. The record is from RefSeq and is a predicted model, not a curated record.